AUCCUUCCACGGCCCCACCAGGAGCCCUGGGGAGGGACCCAGUUGCUUCCAACAUCAUAGUCCAGGUCAGGGAGGUGUGCCGGUGUGGAAGCUUCUCUUGUGACGUCCGAGUGGGUGAGGUCUGGGAGAAAGUUAAAGGGAAGCACCCACGUGUGCAAAAGCCAAGGCGAGCCUUUUUAUUUAUUUAUUUUUUUGAAGUCAGUCUCUCCUCUCCUCUCUCUUCCCCUGCCCUCCCCGCCUUCUCUCCUUUGAGGCUGGCCUCAAAUUAGAUCAUGUAGCCAAGAAAUAGCCUUGAACCUUCUGCCUUCGCUUCUCUAGUGCUAGAUUUUCAGUCAUGCACCAUCACACCCAGUUUAUUCGGUACUGGGGAUGGAACCUUGUGUAUACCAUGCAAACACUACAACCUGAGCUACAUCCCAGCCCGGAGCACACAGCAGCUUAGAUGUGAAACAAACAGUCUUGUGUGUUUGAAAUAGCAGGCAGAGCAGUUGGGACUGUGUCCCAAAGCCAUUGGAAGACACGGAGUGCUUUAAACACAGACUGCACAGUUUCCCAGUUAAGAUUUUUUAAAACGAUAUUUAAAUUUUCAUGUGCAUUUUUGUGGGUGUAGGCAUAUGUGUCGGCUCCCCCGGGGCUUUGUUAGAGGCACUUGUGAGUCUCUGAAGUGGACACUGAGAGCUGAAUUCACGCCCUUUGAAAGAGUGGCACAUACUCGUAACCACUGAGCCAUCUCUUUAGCCCCAGGUGUGGGGGUUUUGUUUUGAAAGGCAGGCUCACAACAUAGAUCUAGCUGAUCUGUAGGACUCUUGAGCCGGGGUCCCACUAUGUAACCAUGGCCGUGCUGGAAAUGAACAAUUGGACCAGGCUGUUCUUGAACCCAUGGAGAUCCCCUUGCUUCUGCCUCCCGAGCGUUGGGGUGAAAGGCAUGUGCCCUCACGCCCAGACCCCCAGUUGAGAUUGUAAAAGCAGGGGCUGGAGAGAUGGCUCAGUGAUUAAGAGCACUGACUGCUCUUCCAGAGGUACUGAGUUCAAAUCCCACCAGCCAUAUGGUGGCUCACAACCAUCUGUAAUGGGAUCCAAUGCCCUCCUCUGGUGUGUCUGAAGACAGCUACCUGUGAUUAUAUGCAUAAAAUAAAACCUUCCCCCCCCCAAAAAAAAAGAUUUUAAAAGCAUCUUCUCUCUCUGAGCAUAGAACAGACAUGGAGGAAGUACUACUACACAGAACGGAGGCUGUUACCCCUUGGUCUGUGUGGACGAUGGUGGUCCCUGGAUGAGUUUAGUUAUGGGAGUGGUUAACGUGGCUGAGUUAUGAGCAGGCCUGCUGACACAUCCGUUUUGUGUGAAGAACUCUAUUUGUCAGCUUGAGCACCUGGGAGACACUACUGGAGACACAGGAAAGCCCAGGCAUGUGUGAUGUCCCAGGGUGGACUGAUCUGACGGGCCUGGAGGGAUAGAUGCCCAGAUAACUGAUCUAGUGUCUUGAGCCAGGGCCUGGGGAUUAAAGAGGGAUAGUGUACUGGCUGCUUGGUUUUACGUGUCACCUUGACACAAGCUAGAGUCAGAGAGGAAGGAGCCUCAGUUGAGAAAACGCCUCCGUGAGAUUUAACUAAAAGGCAUUUUCUCAACUAGCGAUCGAUGUGGGGAGGCCCCAGCCCAUGAUGGGUGGGGCCUCCCUGAGCUGGUGGUCCUGGGUUCUAUAAAAAAGCAGGCUGAGCAAGCCAUGGGAAACAAGCCAGUCAGCAGUGCCCUCCAUGGCCUCUGCAUCGGCUCCUGCCCACUCGGAGUUCCUGUCUUGACUUCCUCCAGUGAUGGACUGUGAUCUGCAAGUGGCUUGAUGACCUUUGAGGAUGUGGCUGUGUAUUUCUCCCAGGAGGAGUGGAUGUUCCUGGAUGCAGCUCAGAGGGCCCUGUACCGCCAUGUAAUGCUGGAAAACUUCGCACUUGUAGACUCUCUAGGACCCCCUGUCUCCCGCCCUCGUGUGAUCAUCCAACUCCAGCGUGGCGAGGAACCCUGGGUUCCCAACAGGACAAAUAUAGGCCCAGGCAUGGGUACCCACAGGAGAUCCGGCCUUGGAUCCAAGUACAGUGCAAGGGACAGACAUGUGUCUGGAAUACCUCCAGGGGCCACCUGUGACGGGCCCGAUAGGAGGCCUACUGGUCUCCUUCCUCCUGCUGGUGCUUACCCUGAUGCAAAACGUCUGGAGGGACAUCAGAGUGCCUGCCCAUCUCUACAGAAAAAACCCACAGGCGUGUCAGUGAUUUACUGGGAGCAGCUGCUGCUAGGCUCCAGCAGCGAUGAGGCGGCUGUCAGCCUGAGACUGACCUCCCCGGCAGGGUUUCCUGAAAAUGGCUCAUCUACAGUGAAGGCCUUCUCUGACUUCCUGGCCCCGGGGAUGCAGCCACAGGUAGCAGAGCAGCACAAGCCGCUAACCCCUGGGCGAACUCUCCAAAACAUUCCAGGUCUGCACGGGGCUGAGGAGGGACGUGGGGUGAAUGGAGCCUGGCGCGAGUCUCAGGGAGACCCCAGUGUCCCAGAAGCCGGGGUAUGGGAUGAGCUGGGCGAGGCCCUCCAGGCCAGCCCGGGGCUUCUCUCGGGGGACAAACCUUUCGAAUGUAGGGCGUGCAACAAAGUGUUCGUGAAGAGCUCAGACCUGCUCAAGCAUCUGCGCACCCACACCGGAGAGCGGCCAUAUGAGUGCGCCCAGUGUGGCAAGGCCUUCAGUCAGACCUCUCACCUGACUCAGCACCAGCGCAUCCACAGCGGCGAGACGCCCUAUGUGUGCAUGGUGUGCAGCAAGGCCUUCCGACAUAGCUCCUCACUGGUGCGCCAUCAGCGCAUCCACACGGUCGAGAAGUCAUUCCACUGCACCGAGUGUGGUAAGGCCUUCAGCCACGGCUCCAACCUCAGCCAGCACCGAAAGAUCCAUGCAGGAGGGCGGCCCUACGCCUGCGCACAGUGUGGCCGCCGCUUCUGCCGCAACUCACACCUUAUUCAGCACGAGCGCACACACACUGGCGAGAAGCCUUACACCUGCUCCCUGUGCGGCGCAGCCUUCAGUCAAGGCUCCUCGCUUUUCAAGCACCAGCGCGUGCACACUGGAGAGAAGCCUUUCUCUUGUCCACAGUGCGGCCGCGCCUUCAGCCACAGCUCCAACCUCACACAGCAUCAGCUGCUGCACACUGGCGAACGGCCCUUCCGCUGCAACGACUGUGGCAAGGCCUUCGCCAAGGGCGCAGUAUUGCUCAGCCACAGGCGCAUCCACACUGGUGAGAAGCCCUUCGUGUGCACGCAGUGUGGCCGCGCUUUCCGUGAGCGCCCUGCCCUCUUCCAUCACCACAGGAUCCACACAGGAGAGAAGGCCCUGCGGAGGCCCAGGGGCAGCGUGCACCCCCAGGCCAGGUCUCUUGGGACAUCCUUAGAUGGUGCACUUCCAAAGGCCACUUCUACCUUAGACCCACCAGCAGUCCCAAAGAUCCCUGAGGCCUAAGGCGACAGCGGUGCCCUUCCCUGGAAUCCCUUUCACUCACUGCGGAAUCCACUGUCAUGUGAGCAAGGUACAAGGAAGACUUGCCAGUCAGUUCCACUUACAGCUAAACCCUAAAAGAAGCUGUCCCAGAGAGGAACCGGUAGAAUGCAUGCACCCCCCUCGGACUGGUGGGGUGAAUAGGGACCUCCCCCAGAACUAGUGGGUAACCCACAGACUUUGGUCUUCAGGUUUCCUGACUGUGGCUGUGAAAACAAGGAAAGAGCCCCCAAGAGGUGGGAGCUCUCAAACUAGCAGCUGGAGAUCCAACCCCAGUGCGUUCUGUUUCCAUGGUGCAAGCCUCGGGCAAACCUUCAGGUUUGUUUCUGAGCCUCAGCUUUCUCCUCUGGGAAGUGAAGAGGGAAGGAGAUUUGGACCUUGGAGGAUGAUGCUAUAAAGCACUCUAGCAGCUGGAUACAGUGACACAUGUCUUUAAGCCCAGGGCUUGAAAGGCAGAGGCAGGUGUGUCUCUUCUGAGUUUCAGGUCCCAACCAGAGUUACACAGUGAAACCCUGUCUAAAAAAAUGUCAAUGUUCUAAUAGGAUCCAAAUAAAGUCUAAGCAGACUCACGGCCAGCCCUGUGCCUCCGUCCUGCUCACUGAGCAGCUUGUGGGCCGUGCCUAGAGGCCACAGCAGAACCCGGGUGAGCCUUGCCCACGUGGACUUGUCCAGUCUGCAGCCACACCCUCUUCAUAGCCUACCAGUAGGAGAUGGAGGUCUGGGGGGAGAUGUGGCCCUCAGUUCCAU
This is a messenger RNA of Apodemus sylvaticus (European woodmouse), 4270 nucleotides long. It is a transcript of the gene Znf324, whose product is annotated as zinc finger protein 324. Gene Ontology annotation, molecular function: DNA-binding transcription activator activity, RNA polymerase II-specific; RNA polymerase II cis-regulatory region sequence-specific DNA binding. Gene Ontology annotation, biological process: regulation of transcription by RNA polymerase II. Lineage: Eukaryota; Metazoa; Chordata; Mammalia; Rodentia; Muridae. The coding region runs from base 1835 to 3487 and encodes 550 amino acids. The transcript is spliced from 4 exons. Gene Ontology annotation, cellular component: nucleus. The record is from RefSeq and is a predicted model, not a curated record.